ACACAAAAAUAAGAAAACCCUAAUUGGCAUCUCACCCUCUAUUCCCCUGCGAGUUUCCAGAACCGAUUCCCCACUUUCCCGGCUCUCAUUAUCUUGCCGCCGCUCCUUCUCUUUCGUUACUCUAAUUCGAAGCUUGCGAAAGAGCUUCGGAGUGUUUUUAGAUCCGUGUUCUGUGAUCAACAUUGAGAGAGAGAAUGGCUUCUCGUUUCUGGACCCAGGGUGGUGGCAGUGGUUCUGAUUCUGAAGCGGAGGAGAGUGACUAUGGUGAAGAGCUUGAUGACGUACAGGUUGAUUCUGGCUCCCAACCGAACAGAAGCAGAUAUCUGCAAGGGAAUGCCAGUGACAGUGAAGAUUCUGAAGAUAAGAAGCGUACUGUUAGGUCUGCUAAAGACAAGCGUUUUGAGGAGAUGUCUGCUACUGUGGAUCAGAUGAAAAAUGCAAUGAAGAUCAAUGAUUGGGUGAGCCUGCAAGAGAGUUUUGAUAAGAUAAAUAAGCAGCUUGAGAAAGUCAUGCGUGUUACUGAGUCUGAGAAGGUUCCCACUCUAUAUAUUAAAGCACUUGUGAUGCUAGAGGACUUCCUAAAUGAAGCCAUGGCCAAUAAAGAAGCGAAGAAGAAAAUGAGUACUAGCAAUUCUAAGGCCUUGAAUUCAAUGAAACAGAAGCUAAAGAAGAACAAUAAGCAAUAUGAAGAGGUAAUUACCAAGUAUAGGGAGAAUCCUGAGAUUGAGGAAGAAAAGGCUGAUGAUUUGGAGGAGGAGGAGGAGGAGGAUGAAUCUGAAUCUGAAUAUGAGGAUGAUCCUUCUAAAAUCAUGUCAGAUUCAGAGCCAGAGCCAGAUGUAGAUGAAGAAGAAGAUCUAGAUGAUCCUAGUCAAAACUGGGAGAAGAAGAAGAGCAAAAAAAAUAAGCUCAUGGAUAAGCAGUUCAUGAAGGAUCCUAGUGAGAUCACAUGGGACACUGUGAACAAGAAAUUUAAGGAGGUCGUGGCUGCUCGGGGUAGGAAGGGAACUGGAAGAUUUGAGCAGGUUGAACAGCUUACAUUCUUGACAAAAGUUGCUAAGACCCCUGCACAAAAGCUUGAGAUUUUGUUCAGUGUUGUAUCUGCUCAAUUUGAUGUGAAUCCAGGUCUUAGUGGGCAUAUGCCUAUAAGUGUGUGGAAGAAGUGUGUGCAAAAUAUGCUUUCUAUAAUUGACAUUCUUGUGCAGAAUUCCAACAUUGUGGUGGAUGAUAUGGUUGAACCUGAUGAGAAUGAAAGCCAGAAGCCAGCAGACUAUAAGGGAACAAUUCGUGUUUGGGGAAACUUGGUUGCUUUUGUUGAGAGAAUUGACACCGAGUUUUUUAAGAGUUUGCAGUGUAUCGACCCACAUACACGUGAGUAUGUUGAAAGACUUAGAGAUGAGCCAAUGUUUAUGGUUCUUGCUCAGAAUGUCCAAGCAUAUUUGGAACGAGUUGGGGAUUACAAGGCAGCUUCGAAAGUUGCCCUGAGGCGUGUUGAACUGAUCUAUUACAAGCCACAAGAGGUUUAUGAUGCCAUGAGAAAGCUUGCAGAGCUGUCAGAAGAUGGAGAUAGUGGAGAUGGAAGUGAGGAGGCUAAAGUGGUUGAAGAGAGCAGGGGCCCUGCUGCAUUUAUUGUCACUCCAGAGCUUGUACCUCGUAAACCCACCUUUCCAGAGAGUAGUAGGGCUUUUAUGGACAUUCUGGUAACCCUCAUCUACCAAUAUGGAGAUGAGCGCACUAAAGCACGAGCUAUGCUAUGUGAUAUUUAUCACCAUGCUCUCUUGGAUGAAUUUUAUAUUUCUCGUGACUUGUUACUGAUGAGUCACUUACAGGAUAGUAUUCAACACUUGGACAUUUCAACGCAGAUCCUUUUCAAUAGGGCAAUGGCUCAACUUGGUUUAUGUGGCUUUCGAGUUGGCCUGAUUAGUGAAGGACAUGGGUGUCUUUCAGAAUUAUAUUCCGGUGGAAGGGUGAAGGAAUUGCUUGCACAAGGUGUCUCACAAAGCCGAUAUCAUGAAAAAACUCCAGAACAGGAAAGGCUUGAAAGAAGAAGGCAGAUGCCGUACCACAUGCACAUAAAUCUUGAGCUCCUGGAGGCUGUGCAUUUAAUAUGUGCUAUGCUGCUGGAAGUACCCAAUAUGGCAGGCAAUGUUCAUGAUGCUAAGCGCAAGGUUAUCAGUAAGAACUUUAGACGGUUACUUGAGGUGAGUGAGAGACAAACGUUUACCGGGCCUCCCGAGAACGUCAGAGAUCAUGUAAUGGCUGCUACCAGGGCCCUUCGUAAGGGUGAUUUCCAGAAGGCUUUUGAUGUCAUUGCAUCUCUAGAUGUAUGGAAGCUACUUAGGAAUCGCGAUGAAGUGCUGGAAAUGAUUAAAGGAAAGAUCAAGGAGGAGGCUCUGAGGACUUACCUUCUCACAUACUCUUCGUCCUACGAUUCUCUGAGUUCGGACCAACUCACCCAAAUGUUCGACCUUGCAGAGGGUCAAACACACAGUAUUGUGAGCAAGAUGAUGAUCAAUGAGGAGCUCCAUGCAAGUUGGGAUCAGCCAAGUGGGUGCAUCAUCUUCCAUGAUGUUACACAUACCCGAUUACAGGGCUUGGCAUUCCAGUUAGCUGAUAAGUUGUCAAUCCUUGCUGAAAGCAAUGAAAGAGCAGUUGAGGCAAGAAUGGGAGGAGGGUUAGACUUACCCAUGAGGCGAAGAGACAACCAAGAAUAUGCUGCUGGAGGAGCUGUAGGUGGGAGUAGCAGGUGGCCAGAUAACACGUCUUUUAAUCAGGGAAGGCAUAGCGGUCCUAGUUCGCGUGCAGGAUAUAGCAGUGGUGGGCGAGGCCAAGGUGGGGGUGGUGGAUAUUCUAGAGACCGGAUGGGUCAGUCUCGAGGAGGCAAUGCAGGAUACCAAAGCACCCGUUAUCAAGAUGCCGCAUAUGGAUCAGGGAGGACUGCUUAUCAGUCGGGUUCUGCUCGAGGAUCCCAGAUGGAUGCUUCAGCUCGAAUGGUUAGUCUCAACAAAGGUGUUCAUGCCUAAAGGAACAUUCAGAGCGUUUACUGCUGUGUGCUCAAAGAAAAAGGUGAGAUCUGUUGGAGUACUCCCACAAAAAUUUACCAGUAACUUUAAAUUUAGCGUUGUCCAUUUUUGAACCGAGAUCUACUUAUCAAUGUUUUGAAAAGGAGAUAUUGUAUCCGUUUUUUCCUUUUUGACAUUUUAUUAUUGUUAAUUUUAUCUGCAUGUUACCCGAGUAAAUUUGGGCAUUCUUUC
Molecule: messenger RNA, 3251 nt
Organism: Benincasa hispida (wax gourd)
Lineage: Eukaryota; Viridiplantae; Streptophyta; Magnoliopsida; Cucurbitales; Cucurbitaceae
Gene: EIF3C
Product: eukaryotic translation initiation factor 3C
Biological process (GO): translational initiation
Cellular component (GO): eukaryotic translation initiation factor 3 complex
Molecular function (GO): translation initiation factor activity; translation initiation factor binding; RNA binding
Source: RefSeq, a predicted model, not a curated record